This is a messenger RNA of Dreissena polymorpha, 826 nucleotides long. RefSeq lists its product as uncharacterized. The record is from RefSeq and is a predicted model, not a curated record. The transcript has 5 exons. Lineage: Eukaryota; Metazoa; Mollusca; Bivalvia; Myida; Dreissenidae. Bases 113 to 826 code for a protein of 237 amino acids.
CCCGACGUCACGUGUUCACCUCGUGUGAGUAAUUUUGCGGGAACCCACUGCAAAUUUUUUUAGUUGAUUGAGUUUUCUUUUAUUUUUUCCAACAGCACAAAGUUAAUUCAUUAUGGAAGACACAGAGGUAUCAACAAGAUUUGGUGGGUUUGGUCGUGGAGUGUUAAGCUCUUCAAAACAAACUGAAAUAUCCCCUGGAAAAGUGGGAAUGUCUUCUGGAUUUGGCAAACCAAGUGGAGACUUUGGAAGUAGCAACGGCUUCGGAUCGAACGAUGACCAGCCAAAGAGUGGUGGAUUUGGCAGCAGGGGAGGUUUUGGUGGUGGAGGAGGGGGCAGAGGGGGAUUUGGUUCAUCUGGGGACAACACUGGAGUGGAUAGACCUCAGCGUGGGGGGUUUGGUGGGGGAGGGGGCAGAGGGGGGUUUGGUUCCUCUGGGGACAACACAGGAGGGGAUGGCCCUUCUCAGAGUGGUGGGUUUGGUGGGAGAGGGGGUUUUGGUGGCGGUGGAUCAUCAGGAGAAAGUAAUGGUUUUGGUGGUGGAAAGCGUGGGGGGUUUGGUGGUGGGAGAGGGGGCUUUAGUUCAAGAGGUGAUAAUAAUGGUGAUGAUAGUACUGAACAAGGAGGGUUUGGCAGUGGUGGAUUUGGUUCCUCAGGCGACGGUGACAGACCCAAGCGUGGGGGGUUUGGUGGUGGUGGAGGGAGGGGAGGAUUUGGUGGAUCCAGAGGCGGAUUUGGAGGCGGUGGUGGCACUGAUGGAGAAAGACCCCCAAGGGGUGGAGGGUUUGGAAGUUCAAACGGAGAAAAAAAAUCUGGUAAGGUCAAUUAA